This is a messenger RNA of Cherax quadricarinatus, 651 nucleotides long. RefSeq names its product pro-resilin-like. NCBI's taxonomy places the organism in Eukaryota, Metazoa, Arthropoda, Malacostraca, Decapoda, Parastacidae. Gene Ontology annotation, cellular component: extracellular matrix. The record is from RefSeq and is a predicted model, not a curated record.
UUCCUCCUUAAGAAUGUCUCUCAGUGUUGUGUGGUUCACUAUUCUUGUGGUGGGAGCCUUCGCCCGCCCCGAUGCUCCUCUGAAUUACCAACCGACAUUUAAUGGUCGCUCCCACGGAGCUCCAACACCAGGACCAGCAUACGGUCCCCCAACACCAGGACCAGCAUACGGUCCCCCAACACCAGGACCAGCAUACGGUCCCCCAACACCAGGACCAGCAUACGGUCCCCCAACACCAGGACCAACUUACCGACCACCAACACCUGCUCCCAUAUACGGUGUUCCUACUUCUGAGGCUCCUGCUCGGUACAACUUCACCUGGCAAGUGAAGGACGACGCCUCUGGCAACGACUACGGUCAACAGGAAACCCGUGAUGGUGCUGACACUCAGGGUUCCUACUAUGUGUUGCUUCCUGACGGUCGUCUGGAGAGGGUGAAGUACACUGUCAAUGGUGACUCCGGCUACGUGGCCCAGGUGACCUACGAAGGUCACACCACAUCCCAACCUUACUAUACAUCAGCUCCUGGCUACGAAAGUCACACCACACCCCUGAACUACUAUUCUCCAACUCCUGCCUAUGGCUAAUUCAACAGUGAUCCCAAGGAACGUACGGCUGUCACACAACACUAGUCCUUUUACUCACCCUCAAC